Messenger RNA from Fusarium oxysporum Fo47, 1164 nucleotides. RefSeq lists its product as uncharacterized. Gene Ontology annotation, molecular function: dTDP-glucose 4,6-dehydratase activity. Gene Ontology annotation, biological process: nucleotide-sugar metabolic process. NCBI's taxonomy places the organism in Eukaryota, Fungi, Ascomycota, Sordariomycetes, Hypocreales, Nectriaceae. Bases 1 to 1164 code for a protein of 387 amino acids. The transcript has 3 exons. The record is from RefSeq and is a predicted model, not a curated record.
AUGGGCUACAGCUUUCUUCCCGCGCGGGAUAUCUGGCAGCACGCGCCCAUUCUAACAGGCAGCACUAAAUUCGAACCUCAGCAAGAUGUCAAGAACAUCAUGAUCACAGGUGGCGAAGGCUUCAUUGCUUCAUGGCUUGUUCGACACCUCGUUCUCACCUACCCCGGUACUUACAACGUCAUAUCAUUCGAUAAGCUAGAUUACUGCUCCUCCCUCAAUAAUACACGUGCUCUACGCGAGAAACCCAAUUUUACCUUCUAUCAAGGCGAUAUCACAAGUCCAAGCGAAGUCAUGGACUGCCUGAGUCGCUAUAACAUCGAAACCAUCUUCCAUUUCGCUGCCCAAUCGCACGUCGAUCUCAGUUUUGGCAAUUCAUACAGCUUCACCGAGACUAAUGUAUACGGCACGCACGUCCUUCUUGAGAGUGCGAAAACAGUGGGCAUCAAGCGGUUUAUUCAUAUUUCUACGGAUGAGGUCUAUGGAGAGGUUGCGCAUGGGAAUGAUGAUCUUCCUGAGGCGAGUAUUCUGUCGCCGACGAAUCCGUACGCCGCGAGUAAGGCUGCUGCGGAAAUGUUGGUGAAUUCGUAUCAGAAGAGCUUUAAACUUCCUGUUAUUAUUGUGAGAAGUAAUAAUGUUUAUGGUCCGCAUCAGUACCCUGAGAAAAUCAUCCCUAAGUUCAUCUCGUUACUUCAACGCGGCCAACCCGUCAUCCUCCAUGGAGACGGUAGUCCAACUUGCCGGUACCUAUUUGCAGGAGAUGCCGCCAACGCCUUUGAUACCAUUCUUCACAAAGGCGAAAUCGGUCAAAUCUACAACAUUGGCUCCAGCGACGAGAUCCCCAAUGUUCAACUCUGUCAUAUCAUUCUCGCCGAGAUGGGUAUCGAUGUCAAAGACACGAGCGAAUUUCAGCGCUGGGUAAAAUAUACUCACGACCGUCCCUUCAACGAUCAAAGAUACGCUGUCGAUGCUACCAAGCUCAAGAUGCUGGGUUGGACACAGAAGACAAGCUUUGAUGAGGGCUUGAGAAGGACGAUUGAUUGGUACAAGCGCUAUGGUGAUAAAUGGUGGGGUGAUAUUUCACCAGUGUUGACGCCUUUUCCUCAGGCUUUGAGCAAGCAACGAGAGGAGCAGGCUGUGACACCUACGAGUCUUCCGGAGGUUUAG